UGCUACAUACCCCAACUUCAUGGUUGCUUGGUGGGAUGUUGAUACGGUCUUAUUGCCGAUUCAUUCAUCCCCUAAUCAUUGGCUAUUUGGGGAACUACGAUUAGCGUCAAUGGAAGUGCAUAUUUAUGACAGUCUUGGUAGAGGUGCUUAUGAAAAAUUCCAAUCCGAAGGAAUCUUUUCCAAAUUUGAACGUCGGGUGGCAAAUUAUUUGGACAAGAUUAAGUAUUGGGCGCGGACGAACAUCCCAAGGAUUCCAUUGAAUAUGCAAUUCAUUUAUGAAGAAAACGUUCCCCAACAAAGUAGUCAUUUGGGAGAUUGCGGUGUUUUUCUUUGUAUGUUUAUGGAGCAAUUGGUUUCAGGUCAACCAAUACGUGUUCUUAUUGACCCAAAGAACGCAGCUUUAGAGUUCCGUCUCCGGAUGGCAAAAAUUAUUUGGGGGUCUAGUCUUGCUCCUCUGUAGUUGGAUUAUAUAAAUGUAUAUACAAAUUAAUGUUGGAUUUCAUUAUUAGUUUAUCUUUAGAGUUUACUCAACGGAUGACAAAAAAUAUAACGUUACGACAAUUACAACAAUUUAAUGACCUACUAAUUACUUAUCAAUAAAUUCAACAUAAGAACGACCACAACAUUUGUUUUAACGUUACAAAUACAAUAAUUUAUUGACCUAACAACUUCAAAACCAUAAAAACAAUAUUGAAAAGCUUACAACUUGUAAACAAGAACUGCCAAGAACAACACCCAACUACAAACCAACGCUAUCUUUAACUUCUUAUUUUCUGAUUGAAAGAGCUUAUUAGAGUUAGCUACUUUAGCUAUUACCAUAGAAGAU
This is a messenger RNA of Lactuca sativa (garden lettuce), 826 nucleotides long. The record is from RefSeq and is a predicted model, not a curated record. Lineage: Eukaryota; Viridiplantae; Streptophyta; Magnoliopsida; Asterales; Asteraceae.